CACUUACACACAAUAGAAUUCGUGUCGUUGUUUUUUAGUUCUCUCUCCUUUUUUUUCCAUAAAACAAAAAUCAUAAGCAAAGCAAAUUCAAAACUCUAUCUAAAUUGAGAAUAUUUAGUUAUUUUUUUCUAAAAUAAAAUAAACAUUGAAUCAUUGUAAAAUAGUUGAAAUUCGAAAUAAGUUUCAUUUUUUUUUAUAAUUUUAUAAGCCAUAGUGAUUUAGUGUGAGCCUUUCAUUGAAAUUGAUAGAAAAAAAUGUGUUCGAAAUCAAAAUAAGGAACAGAAGUAGCAGAAAAAAGUUUGUACAGUGGCCAGAAACAAGAAACGAAAAAAAAAUCGUAUUUACAAAUAACGCGAAAACCCAAACAAAAAUCAGUUGCAAGGAAGAAUAACUCGCACAAACGCAUUCAUCAACAAAAAUAAAAAUAAAAAUACAAAACAAAAGUGCAUUUUUUUCGUUUCGACAUAGAGAGAGAGGAGAGAAAUAGAAAAAACAAGCGAAUCGAGUUGUACAUUGGAAGCAAGAAGAACCUUCAGAAGAAGAAAAAAAAACUGGAAGUGCAUGGAAAUAGCUAUGGAACUGUGGUGAAACUAGAACAAGCGAUUGCAAAAGAAAAACUCUACUCGUGAGUGUGUGUGAUUGUUUUUUUUUCUUUCUGUUUGUGGUCUCUUUGGCCGAAGAAACAUUGAAUUUAUCGCGAAUGGAAAUGUAAGUUUUCCCCAUCGAAGUCAAAGUCAUUUGCUAAGAAUCUGGUUUCCUUCAACAUUGUCAUUGAAAAAAUUCGCUCCGCAUAAUUCGCAAGUGUGGUACUGUGCUGCUGCUGCGGCUGCUGCAGCAGCGUUCGAUGGUUGUUCCUUUUGUGUAUAGAUAUGUGCUUGCAAAACAAUUCCAUACGAAAUAUUUGCAACAGCAUAACCAAAAAAAAAGAAGAAACAGACAACAGAACAAGCAGCAGCACCAGCAGCAGAAGUACAAAACAUACAACAUCAGCGAGCGCAGAGAGCAAUUACAACAACAAAACGUUUGUCGAACCUGACAGUCUUUUUUGUGUGUGUUGAAAACGAGAAGCAGCACCAAAGAAAGACAUGCAAGAGAAGUUACACACGCAUUCGAACACACUCACACACAUACAGAGACACACAGGCCCGACACAUCAAUGUAUCGAUGUCGUACAGGCAAUGUAACACACGGGGGCCAGCCUGAAAUGCAUACAUUCGCCGCACACACACAUCUACAACCGUCGUGUGUUUGGUGUUACACACAGCCACCAUACAGCCGUUUUUCUUUGUACGGCAUUUCAGCACAGAAAGAAGAAGAAAAAGAGAGAGAGAAAAAAAGCGAACCAGGCGAAAAACUAAAACAUGCACGGAACUGAGAGUGCUAAAAAAACAGAUUGCGCGUGUAUUCAUAAUAGUUAGAGUUUCGCUGAACAAGAUUCUGUUUUUCAUUAUUGACAUUUAUUGUAUUGAGAUCUGCGUGUGUUUUUUCGGUAGAUUUUUUUUUCGCUCUCUCUCUCUUCAUUCUUCUGCAACGAGUCACAGAACGAUCAUCGGUUUGUAUGUAUGUGUGUGAAGACAGAGGUUUUUUCUUUCGAUUUCAGUUUGGCUCUGUGUAUACAUACAUAUUUUUGUUUUGCCUUCUACAUUUUCUCACUCGCGCGACUUCGCGGUUAUUUCUCUCACUCUGGGACUAUGACAGAUCUUUAUUGUGUACAUAUUCAUUAUUAUUGAAGAUACCGUUAGCCGUGGCUGUGCUGUGUGUUGCCACUCAAGUGUCUGUGAGAGAUGGUGAUUGAACCACAAGAAAAAAAAGAAAAAAAAAGCGAACUCAAAUCGAAAUCUCUGACCAAGUGUGCGCCGUUUAGUGUGAAUUGUAAGUGAAAUUAAAGCAACUAUUAAAGAGGCUUCUCGGAGGUAUUUGGAGUUCGUCGAGGUUCAAGAAAUUACUAUUCUAAAUCGAAUCGAUACCAGUCAAGAUAGAGAUAAUUUUUGUAUUUGAUUUUUUUUGUUGUUAUCAAAAUCCAAGAAAAACCAGCCAUAAUAAUUCGAGUAAACAAACGAUUGUGCAACGGGAUUGUGUAAAAAGGGCAACGAGUGUUGAAAUUUUUUUGAAUGGCAUUACUCAUAUUCGUUCAUGUCGUUGUAUGUUUUUUUUCUCGGCUUUUUCUUUCAAUUGUGUUCGGUUUGAACUUCGAAAGUACCUGAUUUAUGUGUGCAUCUGUUGUUGUUGUUGUUGCCAUUGCUCUUGUUGCUUGAUUCAUUAUGCCUGACAUUAUAUGUGAGUCUUUGGCUCGGCUGUGCGCUGUGAGUUGGUUUUAUUGUUUCUUGUCACUUUUGGAUUCAAAGAUCGAAACGCUUGAAUGGAAAACCAUUUAUCUCUGUGUCUGCUUGCUGCUGCUGUUGCUGUUGUGCUACGAAAGCAAGAAAUACCACUGGCGGCAGCAGUGUAAGAAUUGCAUAAACGCUCUCUCGCUAAAGUUCAUGCAAUUCACAUAAAUGAUGUUGAGAAUGCUGGAAACUCAUUAAAUAAUUAUUAUUAUUUUGCCAUUGUAAAUGUGACGAAAAAAAGCAGCAGCAGCCGCAGCAGUACCAACUAUUUCGUAAGAUUUCUCUCUUUUCUCAAGCACUUACAUCGUGCGCCGAGAGUUGUUUUUCAUUUGCACUUUGUAUACUACUGAAAAUAUCGCGCGAUGGCGAACAGGUUGGCCGAAUUCUCUCUGUGUUUCGUUUAGCCUCUUUUUUUCUCUCUUUACAAUGUAAUCAACUGUAAAAUUCGCAUAAUUGAGGUUCGGUGUUUGUAAAUCAACGAUACAACGAAUUCCCAUUUACAAAUCAGAUGUUGACCGAAUUUAUGCGUUGUGUGUGCGUGUCGUGUCGGGUCAUGAAUCAUAUAUAUGCUUAAAUUAAACAUUUACGAUGAAAUUAGCACGCGCCAGCGCCAGCAAUAACAAACGGAUCAAAUCAAAGUCGUGACGUUCAAUUUCUCCGAAUCGGUUGCAUUGGAAUUGGAAAUGGAAAUAAAUAGGUGAAAUUAUUUCUCUCAUCACCGUUUGCUACCACUGGCUGGCUGGUAUCUGGCCUCACUGAGGCCCAUAUUAACAAUACAAUUGAAAUGAUUGGCAUAAAAAUGAAACUAUAACAUCGUUUUUUUUUUCGAUGUGAUUCAUGAUAACACCGAACAAUAACUGGGGAAUUACAAAAAGCCAUUGUUCGCAGCAUGGAGACGAUACAAAACAGAGGCAAAUUAAAUGACCAAGAAUUAAGCGAGAUAACAAAUCGAAUCAGGGAUUGAUUCAAUGGAACAGCUGAACUGAAUGAUAGAGAUGCGCACACGCGUUUGUUCGAUUGUUGUUGUUAUUGAUGUUGCUCUGUUGUCGUUAUUCGUCGUAGCCAUAAAAAGUCUUUUUGAUAGGAAUGUUGUGUGCUGUUGUUUCGUCAAGCCAGUUCAAAUAGAAUAAAAUCAAUAAAACAGAAUGUUGUACAAUGUAGAAUGUGCAUUGUGAAUUGAAUAGAAAAAAAAGCAGUACGAAAUCGACGAUGACGACGAAGAACGCAUCCACGCAUACGAUAUGCACGAGCCGAGGCAAUUCGAUAUCUAGAACGCACACACGAGCAAAACGAGCGCGCGCGAGUGCUCGCUUUUCAAUUCAAACCUACAAUCGACGAGUUGUUCGACUUGAUGAUAGUCAUGCCAACGUUGUUAAACAUGCAAUUGCACGAGCGCCAAUAUUGACAAGAAUCAAUAAUGAAUGAACGAGCUGGUCUAGUUUGCCUGUUUCGUCAUUCGCUCUCUCUGUCUGUGUGUAUGUGUGCUUGUGUGCACUCGCCCCGCGCGCGUACACAUAAUUGGAAACAUACUUUGUGCCCGAACGGGCGUUCAAACGUUUUCUUUGUCCGAAUUUCGAUGUGCAUCAAUCGCACACAUUCAUUUUAUUAUUUUUAUGAUUUCGAGUAUGAUAUUUUAAUUUGAAACAAGCAAUUAGAAUGCCUAUCAAAAUCAACGCGUGUAUUGAUUCAGUCGGACGCUGUAUAAACAAAAGAAAAUCGAAACAAAAUGCCUUGCUUUUAAUAAUUGACGUUAUAGCUGCUGCUGCUGAUGACGACGACGACGUUGCUUUUCAAGCUCGCUCGCUUCGCUCGGUUUCUAUCUCGUUUGCCAAUUCUAACUGAACUUCGACUUGCCUCGAUGCCAAAUUACGAAAAUCGAUGUGUAGCCAUUUGUGUGUAGCAAAACAUGCGAAUUUUCGCGCACACACACACACGUCUCAUUUUUGCUGGCAGCGAUUUUGGUUUAUUUUUGACACGGUUUUCGCUUGAAAACUCAAUGAAAAUUAAAAUAAUUUUUCCAAUUCAACGAUUUUUCCUUGUGCGAGGUACAAACACAUGGUCCAAGGCAAGGGCGAGGUACACGGUGAACGAUAAAGAGUAGAGAAUCUGCGACGUGUUUGCCAAACUGAAAUGAUUUAACGAGAGAGAGAGAAAAUAAAAUAAAAUCGAUAUUUGACAAAUUUAAAGUCGGUUAGCCAUAGACCCAGACACAUGCAUAAGCACAUCUCACGUACGUGCCCGUCCGACUACUGCUUUUACUGUCGUAUAUUGUGUGCGAUGCUUUCGGAAAGUAUUCAUAAAAAUUUACACAUUUUAUCAAGUCAAAUAGUAUAAUAAUAUAAUUUGGUCGACGGUCAUGGCACACGUUUCGUUCACCGUCUUUUUUUGUUCGCUCUUCUAUUUGAAUUUCGUCGGGAAACUCGUCCGGUUGACAUUGGAAAGAGAGCGAACAAAACGACGCACACAAAAUUUUUCCCUAUCGCACGUGUAUUUUUAGCGAAAGUGAUCUCUCUGCGUAAUAUUUUGCACGUACGUUUGCGUCAAGCGAGAGAUAAAUGAAUUUUUUCGGAUGUUCAUAACAAAAAAGAUUGCCGUUGGACAUGGCCGAAGAGAAAAGCGAAUUUUCUCACACGCAAUUUUCCAUUUCUUUUUGAAUUUGUUACAACAGAAAAUAGAAGAGUGUUUUUUUUCUCGGUCACAAUAGAGUUGAAACAGCCAUAAGUGACUUUUGAGCCUCAAAAGAGCGUUUAGUAUCUUUAAUAGCAUCGUAUUCAGGGAGUCAAAAAGUUUUUGGAGCAGAAGCCAUUCAGUUUAAAGUGUGAGCUCCUGGUUAAAAGUCAUUUUGCUUUGGAGUGGAAUUUGUUUUUUUUUCUGCUUCUAUUGGUGUUUUUCCAACGUGAAGCCUCACGUGAAAGAGAACAGUUAAGAAUCAAAGCAAUUUCAUGCGAUAGAGAGAAAAAAAUCGUUGGAAUUUAAAAUAUAGACCAUUUUCAAACCAAAUUUACCAUAAGAAAAAGACUUAAAAUAAAUUUUGCCAUCCAAAAAUAUUUCAAAAGAAACGUCGCAACAAUUAGAACAACGUGUCGAAUGAAUCAUUGUGUCUAAUUGCCGCUCGACUUAUUUCUCAUUUGGGAUUCCGACAUCAGACAAGUAAAUGAAGCAAUUUGGUCAAAUCGAGAGAGGGAAAAAAGGUGUCAGAAAUAAAUUAAACAAAUUGAACAAAGUCGAAGCACAUUAACAAAACAAAACCAAAAAAGAAACAACAACGUCUCAAAUUGCUCUGGUUUGGUGCAGCAUUUCCGUGGAAUUCUCACUGGUUUGUGUGUUAUUUGUAUAUUGAUGAUCGUAUUCAAGCCAAAUAGAUUCUGCUGCGAUUCGAAGAAAAAUCAACGCGAAUAGCAGCGGCAGCAAACAAAAAUCAAUGACCUAGUAGCAUUUACGUCUGAAAAAUCAAUUUAAAGUGUUUUUAUUUGCUCGUAAAUGACACAAGUCAUUCGAUAGUAUACGGUUGGCAAGUGUGUAAUGUAUAUAGGCACGUUGGGAGUGAGUAAUCGGGAGAUCGUGCAAUGGGAAGAUCAUCAAUGCUCAUUACGAGCAAUAAAAGCCAUCUAAACAAAGGCAAAGCUAAAUCCUACGUCGAGUGAGUUUCAUUUAAACGCGAGACGCGAUAGUUCACCGAUUUCUCUUUUUUUUUGCAAAAUCAUUUUUGCGCACCGCGUUUUGGCGUGUAUGUGACAGGCCAGCAAAGACACUCAAUGCACAGCGGAACAGAGAGGGUGUUUUUGUUUGAAAUUUCUGUAAUUUUCCGUUUUUAUUCUCUUCGCACACAAAAAAAUUGAGCUCAUUGUGACACUGGUUACAAAUUCGGAAGUGUACAAAUUUAGCUAAAAACGAAACAGAGCAGCACAUUUUAACGAACAUCGAACGACAACAAUGUAAAAAUGUGACUGUUUGAAAUUGCUCAUUUCCACACAAAAAAAAUUGUAAUCAUAAUUUACCCAACGGAACCAUAUAUUCAAAACAAAACAAACUGAAAUUGAAAAUUCGGCGUGAAUAAAAAUGUACAGCUACACAGCUGAAGUAAGAAGAAAAAAAGCGCAACGUUUUUUCUGUUGUUUUAUUACAUGAUUUGAGCUUACUUCAAAUCAGAGAGAGCGCGCGCGCGCGCGAAAGAGUUAGAGAGAAGAGAAAAAAAGAAGUGCGAGCUCGCCGAAAAGCAUGAACGAAAACGUGAAAACGAAAAUGUACUAUUACUAAAUUUAGCAAUUAAGGAAGCACGACUUUUACGGCAGCACAUGAACAUUUAUGUUUGUGCGAUCGCAAGUAUCUAGUAAUUGUAGCGCGGCUUAACGUCUGUGUAUGUAAGUCUGUGUUUAUGUACAAUUGCAAUCCAUAUUGUACUCUCAAUGCCGUUGUUCAUUCAAACUCUGGCGCGCAAAUACACGAACAAAUUUUGACUCGAUGAAAAUGAAAGAAAUAAAAACCUAUAAAGUGAGCGCUUAUUUAGAUCGGUUUCAAUUGUUCGAUAUUGUUUUCUCGCUUGUGCACUGUGCAUGGUGUGUGUAGAGGUGCGAGUAAAGCAACACACGAAAGGCAGCAACGGCAGUAAUAAUAGCGCGAACACACCUUACAUUGAGCGGCUUACCAAACAGCCACAGUGGCGUCACCGAUGAUAAUUCGCACAUUAAAUUAGACGUUACUCUUUGUCGCUACGGUUUAUAUAUGCUUUCGAAAAUGAAAUUAAAAUUGAAUCAAAAACUCGUCGUUAUGAUAUAGAUUCGCUUUUUUUGUGUCCACAACACAUCCAAACAGACACGAUCCACCACUUUCAGUUCGAACAACUAAAAGUUUUCAAACGAACCAAUGUCGUAUCUAUUAGUUGCUGCAAACGCGCGAACAAUUUUGCUGUAAAUUUUUUUCUUCUGUCAACUGAAAAAUAAUAUAGCAAACGAUACUGUAAAAAUAGAAACACUUUGUUUGUCAACGGAAAAUUAUUGUUUUGAAAAAAGUGUAGCCGUAAAACAAAAGAAUAACAUGCACUACGACAAUGUGGUGAAUGUUCGACAGUAACAAACAAAAUAAAAACGCAAAACAUGGCAAUAAAAACAGACUUUAUGUCCGAAUUUCAAGUAGAAAUUUCACGUAGAAGAAGAAAUUACGUCCAAUCUAUUGUGCAUACAUAUGGUCUAUUGCGAACAUAUCUCUCUCACUUGAAUUCAAAUUUUCACAAAAUACUCACAUUCAUUUCAGGAUAAAAACUUACAUUUUCAAGCUUUGAGAGGGAAAAAAAUUCAAUUAUAAAUAACCGACAAAAAUACAUCGCAAAAGCGAAUCGAAAUUGUCGAAAUGAAAUUGAAACCUAAAAAAAGAAAAUUCAAUUGAAACCUAAAAAAAGGAGAAGCAGGAAAAAAACGAAAAUCGAAUCUGGCCAAUUUCUUUCUCGCAUUCUGUCGGUUCAUAAUUUCUGAUUGUGCACACUGAACAGCAUGCGGCAGUGAAUUGAGAAAAAUCCUCGAAGCAAAUAUUAAUUAGCAAUUAAAUGUAUAUAUAUCGUGUGCAUGCAUUCUAAUCUCGAAUCGAUCAGACGCCCAGUUGUGUGUGCUUUCGUUCAUUUGUUUAUUCGGCGCAGUUCGCCUAACUCUAGUCGAGCGUGUCUCGCACUGCGAAAUGAAGAAAAAUAUCGGUUUUGGCAACUGUGAACACACACGUUUUUUUCGCUGUCGUCUUUCAUUUCAGUUUUUUUUCUUCUCUAAACAUUUGUUUGCACAUUCUCAUUCACUCUAUCGCGCGCGCGGGCUUUUCAGAAUAUACAUGAAGUAAACAAACUCUCCUAAAUAUUGCAAUAUAGUUAAAUAUCAGUUUUGAAUAAAACACACAUUUGUCGACGUCUUGCGCAUCGCCAAAAGUGGCAAUCGAGGCAAAUGUUUCGCCUCUCUCGAUGAGGAGCAAAAAAAAGCGCGGCGCACACAAAUUGUUUCUGUGUUUUUCAUAUCAUAGAAUCGACAUUUUGUUGUGAUCUCGACCCGUCGUGUGUUUUGAGGAAUUUCAGUGCCUUUUUUUCUACUCUCGUGUUCAGUUAUCCAGGAGGCGUACGUGCUAUCAUCAUUGCUCGUUUUUUUUUCUCCACUAUAUUGGCAUCGUGUUCACUUUAAUUUGAGGAAGAAGCGAGAAAAAAAAACAUUAAUGGAAAAUAAAGUGAUGUGAUGCAUGUUGAAGUGUUGCAGACAGUGCCGUUUUAUAUAACGAUAAAGAUCCAACCGAGAAAUUAAAAAAAAACCCAGCAAACAUGAAACGAACAUCACAAUAGGAAUUUAGAUAAAGGAGGAAAGUGACGAAAGCGUUCUUUAUCGCCGACGCCGCGCCCCGUGUAGCAACAAUACUCGGCCACACAACGGAUUCGACGACAAAACGCUGUAACACAUCUUCACGGGAUUGUUUUUGACAAAACACAAAGAAAUAUUUACAUACACCGCUUGAUUUUAUUUGUUUUCAACAAGUCGACGGCAAAUGUAAUGAACCAGAAAAGAAUUGGAACAUUACAGGCGAUAACAACAAAGUGAAUGAAAAAGAAAAAAAGGGAGAGGGAGAGAGAGAGAGAGAGAAGGAGCAGCGAUAAAUUAGAUCGUAAACAAAUUAUGUCCACUUCAUUCUAAGUAGCAGAUACAAUACUAUUUUAAGAUAUAACCAUGGCGGACGGGCAUAUUCAUAAGCAUUUACAGUCGAUGUUCCACUUGCUUCGCAAUGAGGAAACAUUGAAAAUGGCGGUUAAAUUGGAGAGUGCUCGAUACGGUCGUACGCGGUAUUUAGUGGUGGUGUCCUGUUCACGAAAGGACAUCAAACGGAAAUUGACACAAUCCCAUCAACAGCAGCAGCAGCAGCAGCAGCAACAACAUUUUAAUAAUUUAAUUAACGCUCAAAAUAUCAACAGUAGCACUAAGGGUAUUAGCAGUAAUAAUCGCAACAGCAAUGAGAAUCAAAAUAGUAAUAGUAGCACGACACCGAGUCCGAAUCGAAAAUCAUCGCCAGACCAAUUGCCGAAUAGUUCGCCCGCACUAAUUGCAACUUCGUUAAAAAGUGGCACAAAGCACCUUAUCAACGAAAAAGAUCUGACGAAUUUAAAUCGACUCUCAACAUCACCGAAACAAGAACAACAGCAGCAACAGCAGCCAUUGCCGCCGCAGCAGCAACAAACUGAUCAGCUCGACGAGAUGAAUCAGAACAACAUGAACGAAGUGGAAGAAUCGUGUUUGUUAGGCAUUGAUUGCAAUGAAAAAACCACAGUUGGCUUAGUUUUACGAAUAUUGGGUGACACAACCAUCCGAUUGGAUGGUGACGGUGGUUUUUGCAUUAGCGGCAGCGGGCGAACGCAUAUUUUUAAACCAGUUUCGGUGCAGGCGAUGUGGUCUGCGUUACAAACUUUGCACAAAGUAUGUGCAAAAGCCAGAGGGAAUAACCUGUAUCCUGGUCGACCGUCGCAUGAAUGGGUCUCAUACUAUGACGAACGCAUCGGUUCCGAUCAAUCGUGUUUGAACGAAUGGAAUGCCAUGGAUUCACUUGAAACUCGACGACCACCGUCACCAGAUGCCAUACGCACUAAACCGACUGAACGUGAAGAAACGGAGAAAGUCAUUAGGACUACGUUGAAGGAAAUUAUCGUACAACUGGAUCUCGAUGAAGUGACAUCAAAAUUUAUACGAACAAAAGUGGAGGAGCAUCUCGAUAUGAAUCUAACGGAGUAUAAAUCAUUUAUUGACGAAGAAAUGCUGAAAAUUUUAAAACAACUCGAUGCACCAACGAAAAUCUUUGACCACGUCUACUUGGGCUCCGAGUGGAAUGCCAGCAAUUUGGAAGAGCUGCAGAAAAAUGGGGUUCGACACAUUGUAAAUGUGACACGUGAAAUUGACAAUUUCUUCCCCGGCAUGUUUGACUAUUUCAAUGUUCGAGUGUAUGACGAUGACAAGACAAAUUUGCUGAAAUACUGGGAUAAUACGUACAAGUAUAUAUCGCAGGCGAAAAAUUCGGGCUCAAACGUUCUAGUCCAUUGCAAAAUGGGAAUCAGUCGAUCGGCAUCCGUUGUGAUAGCGUACGCAAUGAAGGCAUACGGUUGGAGUUUCACCGAAGCAAUUGAUCACGUGAGAAACAAUCGAAAUUGCAUAAAGCCAAACAAAAAUUUCCUGAACCAAUUGGAAACGUACCAGGGAAUGUUGAUGGCAAUGAAAAAUAAGGAGAAACUUCAGCGCAGCAAAAGUGAUACGAAUCUGCGGAGUGUGAAAGAUGCUCGACUGUUGCCGGGCAGUGAACCGACUCCAUUGAUUCAAGCCUUCAAUGCAGCGGCAAAGAAACAAUCUCAGAAUUCAUUUCUAAUGCGAAGUGCCACACUGUCGAAUCGACCAAAAAGUUGGUCGCCCGACAGCCUAGAAUGUGCGGUUUUGUUGCCCAAACAGCAUUCACAAUCGCUGGAAUAUUUGGCGCCCGAAUGGAAUGAAAAAGUAAAACUGAAGAAUAACAUGAGAUUACCGUGUAAAAAUGGGCAAAACUACAGUGUGUCUCAGAAUCAGGUGUUUUACCUCGAAGAAGCAAAUGUGAUGCAACAAUGCAUGUCCAAUGUAAAGCUUAUUGUGAAUGAAUUGGAAUCGAAUGUGAAGCGCCGAACGGAGGGUAAACAAACCGUCGAAGGUAAAACUAUGAACAAAGAUUCCGAUUCAAGCAAUCAAAAUGUAACGUUGCGUGUUGUAACAAAACCUCCGAUUUCCACAACAUCAACAUGUGAUAGAACGUCACCGUUUGGUUCGCUCAAACGCAGCGAAUCGAAUAAAUCGCGUUCGGAUUAUGAUGGGCAAUCGGAAAAGUACAGCCCGGUCAUGAAAUCAAGAAGUUUGGAUGUAUCGAACAUGGUUACCAGCACUGCCACGACUGCCAUAAAUGUACCACCGUCGACAAUAAAUAACCGACCACCGUACGGUAGUCCGAACAAUCGACAUUCACUUCAUGAAGAAACCAUGUCGAACACAUCAUCAAAUCCAAACGUUUCACCAGCAUGGACGCGCCGCUUCUAUAAUCCUACAAAUUCGACCGCGAACAACAAUAACAAUAACAGCAACAACAUUAACAGCAACAGCAACAAUAACAACAACAACAACAACAACAAUUCAUCGUCUCGAUCUGGUUCAUCGUCAUCGAACUCAUCGAACUCCUCGAAUUCAUCGUCAUCGUCAAAUGUGUCGUCGCUGGCGAGUAUGUCGACCGAUCUCAUCAACGAUUUAUGUAAAACGGGCUCGAAAAAUGUAAAAAAUCUGCGAAAUGCAUAUUCACUCAAAUCGACAAAUCAAAAUAUCAACUCAAAUAAAACCGUUGGCAUGAUGCCAACGUAUGCCGCGGUGGAUAAACGUAAUCUAUUCAACGAUAGCGAUACGGAAUCGAGUUUUGUAAACAUGACAAUUGCUCGACUGGCCGACCAAUUUUCCAAAGAUAUUAUGCAACGCAUAAAGAAGCGUUGCAAAAGUGAUGGCAUGCUAUACGAAUCGGACCUGUUGGCAACCGUUAACAAGCGAUUCUCAUCAUCAUCACCGACUGACUAUUCGGAAAAACCGCUUAACAACCGGUCAGCAAUCACAUGGAACAAUCGAUUGGCCAACAACAAUAAGAAUAACAUUCAAAUAAAAGGCAAGCGCAAUGUAAAAAAUCGUGGAUCAUUGUGUCGUACCGUGGAGAAUCUCAAAUUGAAUUUUGAAUCGAAAGAGACUGAUGCAUCAUCGAAUAUUGGGAUUGCAAAGGAGGCGAAGCGUGGUAAAUCGUUGCCCUCGUCUCCAGUUGCAUCAGUCUAUGCGAAUAAUAUGUCGAUGACAACAACAACAACAACGAUGGCAACGGCACCAACAACUGUCGAAUCGACGCCAACCACCCUUAAGCUCAACUAUGAUAAAUUAGGCUGCGAAGAAAUCAACGUCAAAGGAUUGGUGGACAAAUACGAAGUGACCAAAUUGAAAAAUGAGACAAACACUAACGCCACCGCUGCCGCCGCAGCUGCCACAUUCAAUGCAUCCACUCCAAAUGUAAUAGCACGCUUCAAGCGUCACACCAUCCAUCAAUCACCGCAACAUAAUACAAUCCAUCCAAAACCGCCACCAAUUCCACAUGCAUCGAUUGUCGUCGCUUCAAAGCCUGCCAACAUUUUACUAUCCAAACAACCACUGCAUCAAAAUAAUAAUCAAUCCUUUGCUAGACUCAAAGAGCACUUUAAUUCAGCCUCUGCUUACAACACUAUGUGAACAAGAAACAUACACAGAAAACAAAAUGAUACGAAAAAAAAAAUUUAUUAUCGAAAUUGUUUAUAAUUAUUUAAAUUGAAGAGAGAAAAAAAAGAAAAAAAAAUAAAUAAUCUUUUAUGAUAAUUUUUUGGAUUCAAUUCAAUGGCAUUCAAAAUUUAUCGCUUUUUUAUGUUUUUUUUGUUUUUCUUUUUUCCUUUUGUGUAAAUAAAAAAAAAGCUACAAUCUAUACAUGAAAA
This is a messenger RNA of Sitodiplosis mosellana (orange wheat blossom midge), 12831 nucleotides long. It is a transcript of the gene ssh, whose product is annotated as protein phosphatase Slingshot homolog 2. The record is from RefSeq and is a predicted model, not a curated record. Gene Ontology annotation, molecular function: actin binding; protein tyrosine/serine/threonine phosphatase activity. Gene Ontology annotation, cellular component: cytoplasm. The coding region runs from base 9014 to 12595 and encodes 1193 amino acids. The transcript has 7 exons. NCBI's taxonomy places the organism in Eukaryota, Metazoa, Arthropoda, Insecta, Diptera, Cecidomyiidae. Gene Ontology annotation, biological process: negative regulation of actin filament polymerization; actin cytoskeleton organization; protein dephosphorylation.